CGGUGGGUAUCGAAACGUUCCAAACAAAAGUGAUAUUUCGUGACGGGGAAAAAUCAAGACACGAAAGAAACCCAGAAAAGGAAAAAUCCCAACAAACCGGUAAUAUGAUGAUGAACAAAGAACAAAAGAGAAAGCCAGAUGCAUCGCUCGGGGUCGUGGGACACACUUGAUGAUUAUAUAUCUAUCACCGCUCAAGUCUGUGCUUUCGCCUACCUCGCCUAUGCCCUUGAAAAGCACUGGCGGUGACAGGCAACGGGGGCGCUUGCGAACUCGAGGAAGAAAUGGGGCGCAUAUUGACCCACCUCAUAUGCCCCCCAUCUCCAUAGUAGGGAUCAAGGAUAAUAGAUAAUGGGUACAAGGGAGGGUAGGAGGGUGUGUGGGGCGCAUGCAUGUGCAGUCGUCGAGGGAGAUGGGCCAAUCGAGUCGAGUCGGGCUUGUCAACAUGUUGAAGAUGGGGAGACUCAGGAGCUUAGGCAGAGGGGCCACACCACGUAAUUUGUUUCAUCAGUUGGGCAGGAAAACAGCACGAGAAGGCCGACGCUGGGGAGGCGCCAGGAGGGACGCCGCACACCUGCUUUGCGAGCACGAGACGGUGAGAGCAGCGCGAUGGUCAAGCUACGGCGGUUAGAUUGCUGUUACUGGCUGUGAAUGCUGGGAUAUGGGAAUUUUU
Molecule: messenger RNA, 670 nt
Organism: Cryphonectria parasitica EP155
Lineage: Eukaryota; Fungi; Ascomycota; Sordariomycetes; Diaporthales; Cryphonectriaceae
Exons: 1
Coding region: 386-628 (80 amino acids)
Source: RefSeq, a predicted model, not a curated record